Molecule: messenger RNA, 1656 nt
Organism: Selaginella moellendorffii
Lineage: Eukaryota; Viridiplantae; Streptophyta; Lycopodiopsida; Selaginellales; Selaginellaceae
Product: cysteine desulfurase, mitochondrial
Exons: 1
Coding region: 15-1442 (475 amino acids)
Biological process (GO): [2Fe-2S] cluster assembly
Cellular component (GO): cytosol; mitochondrion
Molecular function (GO): cysteine desulfurase activity; pyridoxal phosphate binding
Source: RefSeq, a predicted model, not a curated record
UUGUAGAGCGCGCGAUGAAGCGUUUUGCGGCAAGAUCGGCAGUGGCGGCGUGGCGGAGGAGUGCUCUCAGCUACUCAUCGCCGCUAGAAUCCACCACUUCUCCUCCUGGCGCCUUGUUCUUGAGUAGCGGCUAUGGCGGUAGGUCUCAAUCCACAGCCGCGGCAGCGGCGGCCUCCCCAAUCGACGAUUCCACGGACGAAGAUGGAGUGAAGAUGAAGGGGGUGAGGAUUGCCGGGCGGCCGCUCUAUCUGGAUAUGCAAGCGACAUCGCCGGUGGAUCCGAGAGUUCUUGACGCGAUGAUCCCCUACUAUCUCCACCAGUUUGGCAAUCCACACUCGAGAACGCAUCUCUAUGGGUGGGAGAGCGACGAGGCGGUGGAGAAGGCGCGCGAGCAAGUGGCGGCGCUCAUCGGCGCCGACGCGAAAGAGAUCAUCUUCACGUCCGGGGCAACCGAGUCCAACAACAUCGCGCUCAAGGGAGUGAUGCACUUCUACCGGGAGAAGAAGAAGCACGCCAUCACCACCCAGACCGAGCACAAGUGCGUGCUGGAUUCGUGCCGCCACCUCCAGCAGGAGGGAUUCGAGGUAACUUAUCUCCCGGUGAAGAAAGAUGGGCUGAUCGAUCUGGGCGAGCUCAAGGCCGCCAUCCGGCCCGACACCGCCAUCGUCUCGGUCAUGACCGUCAACAACGAGAUCGGCGUCGUCCAGCCGGUGGAGGAGAUUGGGAAGCUCUGCCGCGAGCACAAAGUCUUCUUCCAUACCGAUGGAGCUCAGGCCGCCGGGAAGAUCCCGAUCAACGUGAACGACAUGAAGAUCGACCUCAUGUCGCUGAGUGGUCACAAGAUCUACGGGCCCAAAGGCGUGGGAGCGCUCUAUCUCCGGAGGAGGCCGAGGGUGAGAGUGGAAGCACAGAUGAGCGGUGGCGGACAGGAGCGGGGGAUUCGCAGUGGCACGGUGGCGACGCCGCUGGCGGUGGGGAUGGGAGCUGCUUGCGACAUAGCUCUCAAGGAGAUGGCUUACGACGAGGAGCACAUCAAGGCCUUGCAGAAGCGGCUCUACGAUGGUCUCACGGCGAAGCUCCAGGCGGUGGUGGUGAACGGCAGCAUGGAGCACCGCUACGCCGGGAACUUGAAUCUCUCGUUCGCGUGCGUGGAGGGCGAGAGCUUGCUCAUGGGCUUGAAGGAGGUGGCGGUGUCGAGCGGCAGCGCGUGUACGAGCGCGAGUUUGGAGCCAUCUUAUGUGCUGCGAGCUCUCGGGGUGGACGAGGACAUGGCUCACACUUCGAUCCGGUUUGGGAUCGGGAGGUUCACGACGGUGGAGGAGAUCGACAGGGCGAUCGAGCUGACGGUGACGCAGGUGGAGAAGCUGCGGGAGAUGAGCCCGCUGUGGGAGAUGGUCAAGGACGGGGUGGAUCUCAAGAGCAUCCAGUGGACGCAGCACUAGAGAAAGGGUCGAGAAGAGUUUCGAUGAUGAAGAACACCAGCUAGAUCGAUCCAAAAGUUCUCACAGAAGGCACCACGCAGGGCAAACAUUCAGUGGUCCCAGAGCACUAUAUAGAAGGGAAAAAAAAGAUGGAAAGAGAGAGCUAUAGGUAGCUUAUAAAGGUAGAGCUUUCUGUAAAGUCUAAAGGCUAUAUAAACUCGAAGUUACUUUGUCC